Molecule: messenger RNA, 618 nt
Organism: Rangifer tarandus platyrhynchus (Svalbard reindeer)
Lineage: Eukaryota; Metazoa; Chordata; Mammalia; Artiodactyla; Cervidae
Source: the annotation of a GenBank genome assembly
AUGUGUCGGACCCUGGCCGCCUUCCCCACCUCCUGCCUGGAGAGAGCCAAAGAAUUCAAGACACGGCUGGGCAUCUUUCUCCACAAGUCAGAACUAGGCUCCGAUACCGGGAGUGCUGGCAAGUUCGAGUGGGGCAGUAAACACAGCAAAGAGGGCAGAAACUUCUCAGAAGAUGUGCUGGGAUGGAAAGAGUCAUUUGACUUGCUGCUGAGCAGUAAAAAUGGAGUGGCCGCCUUCCACGCCUUCCUGAAGACAGAGUUCAGCGAGGAGAACCUGGAGUUCUGGCUGGCCUGCGAGGAGUUCAAGAAGCUCCGGUCCACUACCAAGCUGGCCUCCCGGGCUCACCGGAUCUUUGAGGAGUUCAUCUGCAGUGAAGCCCCCAAAGAGGUGAACAUCGACCACGAGACCAGGGAGCUGACUAGGACGAAUCUGCAGGCCGCCACGGCCGCGUGCUUCGACGUGGCUCAGGGGAAGACGCGGACCCUAAUGGAGAAGGACUCCUACCCGCGCUUCCUGAAGUCCCCCGCUUACCGGGACCUGGCCAGCCAAGCCACCCAAGCCAUGGCCGCCUCUGCCUCCCCGUCCAGCGGCAGCCCAGCUGAGCCCUCGCACACCUGA